AUGGAGCAGCUUCAGCACACCAUGCCACUUGUCAAUUCCUCCUUCUACCAGCCUUCCACCUUCCUCCUGACGGGCUUUCCGGGGCUGGAAGCCAAUCACCACUGGAUCUCCAUCCCUUUCUGCAUGUUCUAUCUUGUCGGCCUUUCAGGGAACUGCCUAAUCCUGAUCAUCAUCAAGAAGACCCAAAGUCUUCAUAAGCCUACGUACUACUUCCUUUCCAUGCUGGCCGUGAUGGACCUGGGCUUGGCUUUGUGUACCCUUCCUACCACGCUGGGCAUCUUUUGGUUUAAGAUCAGAAAAAUUGAGUUCAAUGCCUGUCUCACCCAGAUGUAUUUUAUCCAUAUACUGUCAGUGAUGGAAUCCUCGGUGCUCCUAGCCAUGGCCUUCGAUCGUUUCAUCGCUAUCUCCAACCCUCUGAGAUAUUCGUCCAUCUUGACCAAGCCAACCAUCAUAAAAAUAGGGCUGGCAAUUGUUUCAAGAGCUGUGAUCUCCCUCUUCCCAAUACCCUUUCUGCUCAAGAGGCUAACCUACUGUGGGAACGAUGUGCUUUCCCACUCGUUUUGCUUUCACCCUGAUAUCAUGAAGCUGGCCUGCGCGGAUAUAAAAGUCAACAUCCUGUAUGGUUUAAUUGUCAUUCUUUCAACGGUGGGUGUGGAUUUUGUGUUCAUUGUGCUAUCAUAUGUUCUGAUCAUUAAGACUGUGGUCAGCCUCACGACCAAGGAAAAAUGUCUCAAGGCUUUGAACACAUGUGUCUCCCAUAUCUGUGCCGUCCUAAUCUUCUUCAUCCCAAUGAUUGGACUGUCCAUUCUCCAUCGCUGUGGUGACAAUGUUCCCCCAAUGGUUUACAUUGUGGUGGGCUAUAUCUACCUUAUUGUGCCCCCUGUCUUAAAUCCUAUCAUAUACAGCGUCAAAUCCAAACUGAUCCGCAGAGCCAUGCUCAGAACACUGUGGUGGAAAAAUGAGUCAAUGUGA
Molecule: messenger RNA, 972 nt
Organism: Terrapene triunguis (Three-toed box turtle)
Lineage: Eukaryota; Metazoa; Chordata; Testudines; Emydidae
Product: olfactory receptor 51G2-like
Exons: 1
Coding region: 1-972 (323 amino acids)
Biological process (GO): G protein-coupled receptor signaling pathway
Cellular component (GO): membrane
Molecular function (GO): olfactory receptor activity; G protein-coupled receptor activity
Source: RefSeq, a predicted model, not a curated record